AUGAGACCUACACAAGCCCUGUCGGUCGGCCGAUACCGCCACCUCAGACUCACAACCAAGGAUGUUGGAAAGGGCUUCUACAAGGGUAACCGCACUGGUUCCAUGGGUCGACACACAAAGUACGGAGGCUACGUUAUCGAGUGGAACAAGGUCCGAACAUAUGCUGUGCCACCGCUCAAGGAUUUCAAGCUUACACCCUUCGUGAGCCGACAAGUCAAGGCGGAGCCUGGUGACUAUAAGGGUCUCGAUAAGGGUCCUCAAGAUCCUUACUUCUACGUUGAGCAAUGGAAACGAUUCAACGGUGUGGAUUAA
Molecule: messenger RNA, 312 nt
Organism: Fusarium subglutinans
Lineage: Eukaryota; Fungi; Ascomycota; Sordariomycetes; Hypocreales; Nectriaceae
Product: 50S ribosomal 27
Exons: 2
Coding region: 1-312 (103 amino acids)
Biological process (GO): translation
Cellular component (GO): mitochondrial large ribosomal subunit
Molecular function (GO): structural constituent of ribosome
Source: RefSeq, a predicted model, not a curated record